CCCGGGCGGUCCGCGGCGCCGCCUGAUCCCGCGCGUGCCGGAGCCGGGCGCGGAGCGUGGCGGCGCGCGCGUCCUGGCCCCGCGGGCGGCCGGCCGGUGCGCCUGGCUCGGGACAGGCCCGGAGGACGCGAGUGGCGCUCCGGCCUCGGCGCCGACAGCCCCGGCCGGGCCCGGAAAGGGCCGGGCCGUCCCCGGCGGGGGCCUCGGCCGCGAGCGGAAGUCAGCCGUGGCGGGCCGGUGCGUGCGUGCGGCGUGGGCCAUGGGGCGGCGGGCGCGGGGCCGGCGGCUCCAGCAGCAGCAGCGGCAGAGGGCUGAGGGCGGCGAGGACGGCGGGAAGCGCCGCGAUGCGGGCUGGGAAGGCGGCUACCCCGAGAUCGUCAAAGAGAACAAGCUGUUCGAGCACUACUACCAGGAGCUCAAGAUCGUGCCCGAGGGCGAGUGGGACGAGUUCAUGGGCGCGCUCCGGGAGCCGCUGCCCGCCACGCUGAGGAUCACCGGUUACAAGAGCCACGCCAAAGAGAUUCUCCACUGCCUGAAGAACAAGUAUUUCAAGGAGUUGGAGGAGCUGGAGGUGGACGGCCAGAGAGUGGAGGUGCCUCAGCCGCUGAGCUGGUAUCCUGAAGAACUGGCCUGGCACACAAAUUUAAGUCGAAAAAUCUUGAGAAAGUCCCCACAGUUGGAAAGGUUCCAUCAGUUUCUCGUUAGCGAGACUGAAUCUGGAAAUAUCAGUCGCCAGGAAGCUGUUAGCAUGAUCCCUCCGCUGCUACUCAAUGUCCAGCCACAUCACAAGAUCCUAGAUAUGUGCGCAGCCCCUGGAUCAAAGACCACACAGUUAAUUGAGAUGCUUCAUGCCGACAUGAACGUCCCAUUCCCAGAGGGAUUUGUUAUUGCGAACGACGUGGACAACAAGCGCUGCUACCUGCUCGUCCAUCAAGCCAAAAGGCUGAGCAGUCCGUGCAUCAUGGUGGUGAACCAUGACGCGGCCAGCAUACCCAGGCUGCAGAUGGACGUGGACGGGAGGAAGGAGGUCCUCUUCUACGAUCGGAUUUUAUGUGAUGUCCCCUGCAGUGGAGAUGGUACUAUGAGAAAAAACAUUGAUGUUUGGAAGAAGUGGACCACACUAAAUAGCUUGCAGCUGCAUGGUUUACAGCUGCGGAUCGUGACACGAGGUGCCGAGCAGCUGGCCGAAGGUGGGAGGAUGGUGUAUUCCACGUGCUCGCUGAACCCCAUCGAGGAUGAAGCCGUGAUAGCAUCUUUACUGGACAAGAGUGAAGGCGCUCUGGAGCUGGCUGAUGUGUCUGAGGAGUUGCCGGGGCUCAAGUGGAUGCCUGGAGUCACACAGUGGAAGGUCAUGACGAGAGAUGGCCAGUGGUUUGCAGAUUGGGGUCAAGUUCCCCACAGCAGACAUACCCAGAUCCGACCUACCAUGUUCCCACCCGAGGACCCGGAGAAGCUGGAGGCCAUGCACUUGGAGCGGUGCCUUAGAAUACUACCACAUCAUCAGAAUACUGGAGGGUUCUUCGUCGCAGUGUUAGUGAAAAAAUCCCCAAUGCCGUGGAAUAAACGGCAACCAAAGGUGCAGGGUAGGUCUGCAGAGACCAAAGACGCCACGCAGCCCAGUGCUGCAGAGCCCACGGCAGAGGGGCCUGGAGACCCCUGUGGACCGGAAAGCCAGCUCGCCUCUGCAGCCGAAGAUGUGGAAACUGUCCAGGCGGCUGAGAAUUUGGAGAGAAACGGAAAUAAGAAAGAUGGCGUGUGUGGGCCUCCUCCAUCCAAGAGAAUGAAGUUUGGAUUUAAAGAAGACCCCUUUGUGUUUAUUCCAGAAGACGACCCUUUAUUCCCCCCUAUUGAAAAAUUCUAUGCUCUGGAUCCUUCGUUCCCAAAAAAGAAUUUGUUGACUCGGACUAUGGGAGGGAAGAAGCGGCAGCUGUACAUGGUCUCCAAGGAGCUGCGUAACGUGCUGCUCAACAACAGUGAGAGGAUGAAGGUCAUUAACACAGGAAUCAAGGUCUGGUGCCGAAACAACAGUGGCGAAGACUUCGAUUGUGCCUUCCGGUUGGCACAGGAGGGAAUAUAUACACUGUAUCCGUUUAUUAAUUCAAGGAUUAUCACUGUAACAAUUGAAGAUGUGAAGAUUCUACUGACUCAGGAAAAUCCCUUUCUGAGGAAACUCAGUAGUGAGACCUACAGCCAAGCCAAGGACCUCGCGAAGGGAAGCAUCGUGCUCAAGUACGAGCCAGACCCCGCGAAGCCAGACACCCUGCAGUGCCCCAUUGUGCUUUGCGGCUGGCGGGGAAAGACUUCCAUUCGAACUUUUGUGCCCAAGAACGAGAGGCUUCAUUACCUCAGGAUGAUGGGGCUGGAGGUGUUGGCAGAAAAGAAGAAGGAAGGGGUCUCUGGAACUAACGAGGGUGCAGCUGGCACUGGGCAGCCGGAGGAGGAGGGCAGCGGGGAGCCCCAGCAGCCGGAGGAGGAGGAGGAGGAGGCCGGUGGGGAGCCGAGGACAGAAGAGGCUGAUGGCCCAGGGGGCCCCGAGCUGCUUCGGUGAGGGGGCUGUGGGCAGACG
Ochotona princeps (American pika) is the source of this 2566-nucleotide messenger RNA. RefSeq names its product NOP2/Sun RNA methyltransferase 2 (gene NSUN2). Gene Ontology annotation, biological process: tRNA methylation. The record is from RefSeq and is a predicted model, not a curated record. The coding region runs from base 260 to 2548 and encodes 762 amino acids. Gene Ontology annotation, cellular component: nucleus; cytoplasm. NCBI's taxonomy places the organism in Eukaryota, Metazoa, Chordata, Mammalia, Lagomorpha, Ochotonidae. Gene Ontology annotation, molecular function: tRNA binding; tRNA (cytidine-N5)-methyltransferase activity. The transcript has 19 exons.